AUGUCUCUCUUUAGAAAUCUAAUUCAACACUCUACUUCCAAAUCCAAACCUCUCUUAACAAACCCAAACUUCCUCUUCACUUCACUCUCUCACUUCACCACCGACACGCAUACCUCGCCGUCACUGACGCGGUACGCGGGUCUUGAGCCCACGAAGGGAGAUGAGAAGCCGAGAGUCGUGGUGCUGGGCUCUGGUUGGGCAGGAUGUAGGUUAAUGAAAGGAUUAGACACUGAAUUAUACGAUGUCGUUUGUGUCUCGCCAAGAAACCACAUGGUUUUCACGCCUCUCUUGGCUUCAACUUGUGUUGGGACUUUGGAGUUUAGGUCCGUGGCUGAACCCAUUGGUCGGAUCCAACCUGCCAUUUCGAAAGCACCUGGAUCUUACUUUUUUCUUGCUAAUUGUACUGGCCUUGAUGCAGAGAAACACACGGUGGAUUGUGAGACAGUUACUGAUGGGUUGGACACGGUGGAUCCAUGGAAGUUUAAAAUUUCUUAUGAUAAGUUAGUAGUUGCAAUGGGAGCUGAGGCGUCGACCUUCGGAAUUCAGGGUGUGAAAGAGCAUGCUAUUUUUCUUAGAGAAGUUCACCAUGCUCAGGAAAUUCGCAGGAAGCUACUGCUCAACUUGAUGCUGUCCGAGAUGCCUGGUAUUUCAGAAGAAGAGAAGAGCAGAUUGUUACAUUGUGUGGUUGUAGGAGGUGGUCCCACAGGAGUUGAAUUCAGCGGUGAACUCAGUGAUUUUAUCAUGAGAGAUGUUCGUCAAAGAUAUGCCCAUGUGAAAGAUUAUAUCCAUGUUACUUUGAUUGAGGCAAAUGAGAUCUUGUCUUCCUUCGAUGAUAGCCUUCGUCAUUAUGCUACUAAGCAGUUGACAAAGUCAGGAGUUCGUCUUGUCCGUGGGGUUGUCAAGGAUGUUAAAUCUCAGAAGCUAAUUCUUACAGAUGGCACAGAGGUUCCAUACGGUCUGCUGGUGUGGUCUACAGGUGUUGGCCCCUCACCAUUUGUAAAAUCUCUGGAAUUUCCUAAGUCUCCUGGUGGACGAAUUGGUAUUGAUGAGUGGCUGCGAGUUCCCUCUGUGCCAGAUGUUUUUGCAAUUGGUGACUGCAGUGGGUUUCUUGAAAGUACUAGCAGACCAGUUCUCCCUGCGUUGGCUCAGGUGGCAGAGCGACAAGGAAAAUAUCUUGCAAGUUUAUUGAAUAAAAUUGGUAAAGAUGGUGGAGGGCACAGAAACUGUGAUAAAGACAUAGAAUUUGGGGAUCCAUUUGUUUACAGGCAUCUGGGAAGCAUGGCAACUAUUGGUCGCUACAAGGCACUUGUAGAUCUUAGACAGAGCAAAGAGGCAAAAGGAUUGGCUCUGAAAGGGUUUACUAGUUGGUUUAUAUGGCGUUCUGCAUACCUAACUCGUGUUAUAAGCUGGAGGAAUAGGUUCUAUGUGGCUAUUAACUGGGCUACAACAUUUGUCUUCGGUCGUGAUAUAAGCAGAAUAUAA
Molecule: messenger RNA, 1482 nt
Organism: Dovyalis caffra
Lineage: Eukaryota; Viridiplantae; Streptophyta; Magnoliopsida; Malpighiales; Salicaceae
Source: the annotation of a GenBank genome assembly